AUUACAGUUCACAGUUUCUUCCUCCUCCUCCUCCUCCUCCUCACUAUUUCUUCUCAAAAAAUCUUGACCUGGUGUGUCUCUGUCCUUCGCAUUCGCAACAUCUCCUUAGACACUCAAAAUCACUUUUAAAAGCACUGAUUUCUCACGUAAAUAUUCAAACUCAAAACCCUUUUCCUCUCCAAAAAAAAAGGAAGAAGCCUCAUCCCCCCCACAAACAUUGCUUCUAAUCCUCGCUCCCAAAAUUCCAAAAAAUAAAAUCUCAAAUGAUUUAACAAAAAAAAUUCAAAAUCAAAAUCAAAAUCCGGAAAUCCCCAUUUCUGAUUCCAAUUUGAAGGAAUUAAUUAGGGUUCAAUGGAUCAAAACUACAACGAAUCACAUUCCUACAACAAUCUAAUAACGAACAAAUCAUCUUCAUGGCUCGAAGUCCGGUUAUUCUACGUAAGAAUAACUCCUUGCGUCAUCGAAAGCGUACCAGGCCACCUAACCCUUCGCCAUCUCGGUCGUUCAAUCAGCACUCCACUUGAAAUCAACGGCUCAAAAAUCCCCGCUGCUGAUUCCGCCACCUUAACCCUCCGUCGCGACCGCCUCAACAAGGAAUUGUCAGAGGUCACGUAUGUUAGCACGGACAGCGUGCGAGUCACCUGCGGGGUUGAAUUCGAAGUAUUGGAUAACAAGGAUAUGGUUUUGUGUGGGUCGUUGGAGAGGAUUGAAACGACAUCGUGGGGGAAUAAUGGGAGUGUAGGGGGGUUGGAGAAUGAUGCAAAGACAGGAUGGUGCUUAGAGUGCUGUGUGGCGACUGGUGUUUUUGAAGGGAAAUCGGUGUUUAAAUUGGGGGUUUCGGCGCCCGUGAUCGAGGUUUAUAUUGCUGGUUGUUGUGGAGGUGUUCCGGUGAUUUUGACGAAGACCAUUUUGGUUAGUCCGAGGAAGAAAGCUUCUAGGUAUGCGAUGCUUGAUGCGAUUCCAGAGGAUGAGGAGCUGGACAAUAGGAAGCAAAAUGGUGGUAUUAGUAAUGAGUUGGUACGAGAACGCAAAGUUCAGAUUGCUGAAGCCGAAGGUGAUGAUGGCUAUGAUUCAGAUGAGAAAAUCGGAAACAGAUACUACUCACAAGACAUGUAUUAUGGUGAGGAUGGACAACUUUCAUGGUUUAAUGCUGGUGUGAGAGUUGGUGUUGGAAUUGGCCUUGGGAUGUGCCUUGGUGUUGGCAUUGGUGUUGGACUGCUUAUGCGCUCUUAUCAAGCAACUACCCGGAAUUUUAGGAGGAGCGCCACGAAUAAUAGAUCCUCAACGACAAUGUCACUCCACCACCUUGCCACUAACCCUCCUCCCCCACAACAAAAUCUCCCUCUAGUCGUCACUCUCAACUGCAUCGAAGAUUGUGCCAUCGAAAAAGAGUCCUUAUCCGGCGUCGCUUCAAUCGAACACGUUCCUCUCAGCCGUCUCUCCGAUGGAAAAAUUGAAUCAGCGGCUGCCGUCCUCCUCCACUCCCUCGCUUACCUCCCACGCGCUGCCCAACGCCGUCUCCGUCCUUACCAGCUUAUCCUAUGCCUGGGAUCGGCUGACCGAGCCGUCGACUCGGCCCUCGCUGCCGAUUUAGGUCUCCGGCUUGUCCACGUUGACACUUCUCGAGCCGAGGAGAUCGCGGACACGGUUAUGGCUUUGUUUCUCGGCUUGCUUCGCCGGACGCACUUGUUAUCAAGACAUACGUUGUCAGCUUCGGGUUGGCUUGGCUCGGUACAGCCUCUUUGUAGAGGAAUGAGGAGGUGUAGAGGUCUGGUAUUGGGCAUUGUUGGUAGAUCUGCAUCGGCUAAGUCUUUGGCUACUAGAAGCUUGGCUUUCAAAAUAAGUGUUCUUUAUUUUGAUGUGAAUGAGGGGCCAGGAAUAUUAAGCAGGUCUUCUAUUGCAUUUCCUUCAGCUGCUCGAAGAAUGGAUACUCUUAAUGAUUUGCUAGCUGCUAGUGAUCUUAUUUCACUUCACUGUGCUUUAACUAAUGAAACUGUUCAGAUUAUUAGUGCAGAGUGUUUGCAGCAUAUAAAGCCAGGGGCAUUUCUUGUGAAUACGGGCAGCAGUCAGUUGCUGGAUGAUUGUGCUUUAAAGCAACUUUUGAUUGAUGGGACCUUGGCUGGUUGUGCCUUGGAUGGUGCUGAAGGACCACAGUGGAUGGAAGCAUGGGUGAAAGAGAUGCCCAAUGUAUUGAUACUUCCACGCAGUGCAGAUUACAGUGAAGAAGUGUGGAUGGAGAUAAGGGACAAAGCCAUCUCUAUACUGCAGUCAUUCUUCCUUGAUGGGACUGUACCAAAAAAUGCCAUUUCUGACGAGGAAGAGGAAGAAAGUGAAAUAGGUGAGGAAAGCUAUCAAUUUCACAGACAAGACAAAGAAAGUACCCUGCAGGAUUCUGUUGUUGAGCAACUGACAAAUGAUGUUCAGGUGACUCUAGAAAGCUAUCACAAAAAAGUCACUAGUCAAUCAAUAGAAUCUACCAGCAAAGCUCAGGUUUCUGGCAUGUCUCAAAAUAUGGCCACAAGACCUGAAGGAAGACGGAACCGAUUAGGCAAGAAGGCAAAAAAAAGACACGGCCAUCAAAAAUCCCAACAGAAAUCAGGUGAUCCUUCUCAAUUAGAGAAAGAAAUUACUUCACAUCAAGAAGAUGAUACUGCUAUGAGUGGCACUGAUCAAGGGUUAAGUUCUGGUUCUCGGUUCGCAUCCCCUGAAGACUCAAGGAGUAGGAAAACACCGAUAGAAUUAACACAAGAUCCAACUUCUGGCCAGCUUUCAAGAUCAGGCAAGAAGCUCAGUGGAAAGUCUGACAAGCUUCUCAAAGAUGGGCACAUUAUAGCUUUAUAUGCAAGAGAUCACUCUGCACUCCAUGUCUCCAGGCAAAGAGUUAAAGGAGGUGGCUGGUUCCUGGAUGCUAUGUCAAAUGUGACAAAAAGAGACCCUGCAGCACAGUUCCUUGUUGUUUUCAGAAGCAAGGAUACAAUUGGGUUGCGAUCUUUUGCUGCUGGUGGAAAGUUAUUGCAGAUUAACAGAAGAACGGAAUUUGUCUUUGCCAGUCACAGUUUUGAUGUUUGGGAGAGUUGGAUGUUAGAAGGUUCUUUGGAGGAAUGCCGGCUGGUUAACUGUAGAAAUCCUUUGGCUGUUUUGGAUAUACGCAUUGAGAUUCUGGCAGCCGUGGGAGAAGAUGGUGUUAGUCGUUGGCUAGAUUGAAUUGUGCAAGCAAGAGUUGAGAAACCCAACCUUUUUACCUGCCCAUUAUGUUAUUCUUCUGAGGUUUGUGUUUCCUCAAAACAAUUUGUAAAGCAUUCUUUUCCUUUUUUUUCCUUACUGGUGUUGUAAGUUAUCAGCUAUAUAUGCACCCAUUGCCCAUGGGAUGUUUAGCCUUCUGCUGAAAUGAAUGUACUUUAUAAUUUA
Molecule: messenger RNA, 3408 nt
Organism: Populus nigra (black poplar)
Lineage: Eukaryota; Viridiplantae; Streptophyta; Magnoliopsida; Malpighiales; Salicaceae
Product: C-terminal binding protein AN-like
Exons: 9
Coding region: 352-3204 (950 amino acids)
Biological process (GO): microtubule cytoskeleton organization
Molecular function (GO): NAD binding
Source: RefSeq, a predicted model, not a curated record